Molecule: messenger RNA, 813 nt
Organism: Drosophila yakuba
Lineage: Eukaryota; Metazoa; Arthropoda; Insecta; Diptera; Drosophilidae
Product: transmembrane protein 256 homolog
Exons: 3
Coding region: 156-701 (181 amino acids)
Source: RefSeq, a predicted model, not a curated record
AGCUUUACUUGGUUUUCAUUUUCCCAGAAUCUAAUCGAUUGGAAACAUCGACUAGACCGCCAAUCCGGCAACGCCCGGGCAUUUUGCGUCAAAAUUUUAAGUAGCGCCGCAGCUGAUUUUUCAGCCGCAAACGAAGUUUGAGCAAACAGUACACAAUGUCAGUCGCCGACACCAUCGAAUACGUGACCCUUGGCAAUCCUGUCAGCAAGAUGGUAGCCUCGUCCGCAUCCGCCCUGCUCCGCACCCUUGGUCUGCGUCCCAAGAAGGUGCCCGUGCAGGAGACGAGCAUGGCGCUACUCCCUUCCGCGCACAGCUACGUGCAUCCACACGGAUCGCUUUACUGCCUGGCCGGCAGCCACUACCACUUCGUACGGCUGGCCGGGAUCAGCGGCGCGUCGGCCAUCUUUAUGGGCGCCUACUGCAAGUAUGUCCUGAAGGAUGUCAGCGACCCCAAGGAGCAGGUGGACUCACAGGCCUUUGCUGAUGUGGCCAAUCGCAUCCACUUCCUGCACUCCUUUGCCAUGAUGGCCAUGCCUCUGGCCCAUUAUCCGGUAUUCACUGGGUCUUUGAUGAUUAUGGGCACGAUGCUCUUCAGCGGCUGCAUGUACUACCGCGCCUUGACUGGCGAGAAGCGGCUGCAGCCAUACGCGACUGUCGGAGGAUUCUGCCUAAUGGGCGCGUGGCUUUCGCUGGUCCUGUAGGAUGCUAGGAGGGAAGUCUACCUAUGUAUAUCUUAUGUAGCACACGCUAAACAACAAUGCAGUGCAGAGGCAAAUUAAGCUAAGCCAACUCAAAUAUACAACAUCAGCUAAA